Messenger RNA from Staurois parvus, 259 nucleotides. Lineage: Eukaryota; Metazoa; Chordata; Amphibia; Anura; Ranidae. The record is from the annotation of a GenBank genome assembly.
CAGGGGCGGACUGACCAUUUGGAAACCCAGGCACUGCCCAAGGGCUUGGGGUCAGUAGGAGGCCCCAUGAGAUGGCCCUGGUACCUUUUUCAUAGGCUUUUUUGAGUUUGGGCAAGGACACAGGGGCCCCAUGAUCCCCUAUUGCCCGGGGGCCCCAUGAGUUGUCAAUCUGUCCCUGAUCAUUACAUGCAUAUUUUUUAACUGUCAGUGCCCAUCAAUGCCACUUGUCAGUGCCCAUCAGUGCACAUCAAUGCCACAU